AUGGACUUCUGUGGCAAGUUGCUUAGGGCGCAUGCCGGGCUUGAUGAGGUUCUCUCGGAAGAGGUCGCUCAGAAUGCCAUGGUUCCUGCGGAGAAGAUCCUGUCACUGGCAAAGGUGAAGAGCCUCUUCGACAUUGAGGGCGUGCUGGCUGCACGUGCCCAGGACAUCGAGAAGGAGAAGAAAGAAUCGGAGGCAGCUGAGGCGGAGGCCAUCGCACGAGCCGCGGAGUCGACAGCAGAAGCUGCUGUUGAGGUCGCUCCGACUCCAGCUGAGCCUGCCGAUGCAAUUCAGGAGCACUUGCAGCCGGAGGCAUGCGAGGAUGAUGCGCCGCAGACUGCCUCAAACGAGGAUCGCGUCAAGAUGUUCAACAUGAUUGUGGUGCCCCAGAUGGCAUUGGACCUUAUCGCCAAGCUCGAAGAUCAGAACUUCGAAGAGUUGGUUGAUUACGCCAGCAUGCGAGCCUUGUCCGUCUGCAUCAAUGAGUUCCUGGACAUCCGUGAGUGCCCCACGAAUGGCAGCAGCAAGGAUUACAAGAGCGUGCUGCAAGAGGCCGGCUGUGGUCAAGGCCCGCCGAGGGUGUACAUCUACGAUGCCAAAGCACAUGUUCGUGUUGUUACAACAGACUCCGACCUGAGGGCUAACCCGUGGAAGCGGAGUGUGGCGCUAGACAUCACUUCCACGAAGAAUUGGCUUCAUGCUCUCUUUGUGGACCCUGCCACCGUGAAAAAAUCGAGCGAGAAGCAGCCGGUGCUGAUGAGGAAGACAGACCUUCUCAUGCUCUAUGACGGCCGCUCGCAGCGGUCGUUCGCCGCCAUGUCCUCUGAGAUCGGCAAGAUCAUGCCACAUGUGUCAAAAGAGCUCGAGUUGCCAAGUCGGCAUUACACCCUUGUCCGUCGCAUGUACCACAACAAGGAGUUCAGGGACUCCAGAAGCUUGUAUGCGACGCGGAGCAGCUCUUUGAAUGCCAAAUCGGCAGAACCCUUGGAGAUCGUCUUCUCCAAGACUUUGAAGCUCGCCCUCAGGAGCCAAGAGGACAUCGCUGGCCAGACUACGGGCUCUGGGAGGAUUGAAGACAACCGGUGCAGGGCUUGGUCCGACUUGGCGAUGAAAGCAGAAGAAUCUCAACUCUUGAGUCAGGUCUCUUUUCCAGUCUACGAAAGCAUGCUGGGUAGCCGGGCCGGCGGCGGCGACAAGGGCGGCGACUCGCUGCACAGUGCCGUGGGCGACGCGGACGAGGACAGUGACAAUGGUGACGCAGCGGCUGCUCAAGUACCACCCGAGGCUCGGAUGUUCGUUUGCCCUUGGGAGGCGCACGAGGACGACAUGGCCCUUGCCUACCAUCUGUGUCGGCCAGAGCAUGGACGCUUGGUGAUUCUCACCCCAGGCAGCGGAGAGAGUGCUCUGGCCGCGGUCAGAGCGAAGAUUCAUGCAACCCUUCUUUGCGAGAACGGCGCACACAAGCAGGUUGUGUUCCAAACGAUCCUUCUCAAGAUCGUGGUGGCUAUGAUCUCGGGAAACUCCCCUGGCUUCAGCUUGGGCCGUCGUGUGCUCUCACGGGUGAAGAGUCUGAAUGGGGAUGACAGUGUUGAGCCACCGAAGCCGUCAGGUGGCCAGAUUUCCCGGGCUGCGUCGUAUCAGUUCAUGACUCCAAGCCCGAGCAAGCCGAGGCCGUUCGGGAGCCCGGCAGCGACGAGCCCGGCAGCCACCGAAGGUGUGCAGGCAGAGUCAGAGGACGCAGGGCAUGUGAGUGACGAGUCAGGUUGGGUGCCGUCGGGCGACGAGGCGGCAUCAUAG
Messenger RNA from Symbiodinium natans, 1794 nucleotides. Lineage: Eukaryota; Dinophyceae; Suessiales; Symbiodiniaceae. The record is from the annotation of a GenBank genome assembly.